UACGUCCCGGCGCAUGACGCAGCACGCUCAGCUAUAAAUACGUGCCGACGCCCCCCGCUUUCUCUCUGAUCGCACGGACUGCCUGCAAGAUGGCGCCGAAGGUCAAGAAGCCUAAGAGGACAACCUGGAAGUUUGGUUUGGACCUGACGCAUCCAGUAGAAGAUGGCAUUUUUGACUCUGCAAAUUUUGAACAGUUUCUACGGGAGAAGGUUAAAGUCAAUGGGAAAACUGGAAAUCUUGGGAAUGUUGUUCACAUUGAACGCUUCAAGAACAAAAUCACAGUUGUUUCUGAGAAACAAUUCUCUAAAAGAUAUUUGAAAUACCUUACCAAGAAAUACCUCAAGAAGAAUAGUCUUCGUGAUUGGCUUCGUGUGGUUGCAUCUGACAAGGAGACAUAUGAACUUCGUUACUUCCAGAUUAGUCAGGAUGAAGAUGGGUCUGAAUCUGAGGACUAGGUGAAGGCACCUUAUAUAGGCCUUUGCUUACUAAUAAAACAUGAAGUGUACCAAGAGAAACAUCUAGAAAUGGAUUUUGUUUAUCAGUGAAUAAAAAAUGUAACACUGUU
Eptesicus fuscus (big brown bat) is the source of this 565-nucleotide messenger RNA. RefSeq names its product ribosomal protein L22 like 1 (gene RPL22L1). The transcript has 4 exons. Gene Ontology annotation, molecular function: structural constituent of ribosome; RNA binding. Gene Ontology annotation, cellular component: ribosome. NCBI's taxonomy places the organism in Eukaryota, Metazoa, Chordata, Mammalia, Chiroptera, Vespertilionidae. Bases 90 to 455 code for a protein of 121 amino acids. Gene Ontology annotation, biological process: cytoplasmic translation. The record is from RefSeq and is a predicted model, not a curated record.